CUGUGCUGCAAUCACUCCAGGAAACAGUUAGAUUACAGUCCGCAGCAAGCUUCACAUUUCCGUCUGACUUUGUCAUUUGUGUACAGAGCUAUAGCCAAUACCUAAAAUAAUCAGUGUUAAGGCUCUAGGUUUCCAUUUAAAUUGUAUCAUUUAACUCUCCUUUAUUUUUUAUCCUUUUUUUUAAAGAACCUGGGCUGUCAAGAAUUCAUGAUGAAAAGCCUUUUUUCGUCUGUAGUACUUGUCUCUGUUCUGUUUAUGAACAGCUUCUCAGAAGUGCAGGGGGGAAAAUGGAAAGGUGAAGGUACAACACAAAACCUGGAAAGUAUUGUCAUUGGAAGAUGCUAUGACUAUAUUAGAAUUGUGAAUCCUGCUGUUGGUGAGAAGAAUUGUUCAGCGAUAUGGGAAGCAUUUAAAAAUGCAUUUAUUAACAAGGAUCCUUGCAACAUUCUACCUGACGACUAUGAAUUAUUUAUCAACCUGUCAUUUCACACAAUUCCACCCAACAAGUCUCUCUUCUGGGAAAAUAAUCAGCUGCUCGUCAAUAGCUUUGCUGGCAGAGGCCGUCGCUACAUGUCUCUGGCUGAUACUCUGUUCGGCUUUGUCGCAGAUUACCUAACCUGGUGCGGGCAGGCCAACAGCGCUGGACUGGACUAUGAAUCCUGCCCUACCAUGGAGGAGUGUGAAAAUAAUGCGGUGGAAUCUUUCUGGAGGAAGGCCUCAGCCACUUAUGCACAGCACAGUUCUGGAGUGAUACAUGUCUUGUUGAACGGCUCUGUAGUCGGAGGAGCUUAUCCAGAACCAGGUUUUUUUGCAGAUUAUGAAAUACCUAAUCUCCAGAAAGACAAAGUUUCGCGAAUUGUCAUCUGGGUUGUGGAUGAUAUUGAAGGCCCAGAUAUAGAGUCCUGUGGAACUCAUACUGUAAAAAUAUUAGAAAACAGGCUGAAAACCCUUGGUUAUGAUGUCACCUGCACUGACAAUUACAAGUCUGUAAUGUUCUUACUCUGCCUGGAUUAUCCUGAUGAUUCGAAGUGUGCCCUGUCAUCAUCUGUUUUCUCUGUGGAUGGAUCCCUGCUCUCUGAUGGUCCAUUUACUGACAUGGGAACAAUUUGAUCUGCACCAGCAACACAAAGAGGACCUAUAUCUUCAGACAGAGGAGGCAGCUGGAACAAGCUCAUGUUUGUUUCUUUUGUAGGCUUUUUGUUCAGAUUUGCUUUACUGUAUUAAGUUAAUCAGCUGAAUCCGUAUACUCUGUUUGCCUUAGUUGGCUAUAAAUUUGGCUUCCACUAAUUUUUAGCUGUAAUUUCACCCUACUUCUGGGACUGGCAAAUCUGCAUAUUAAAACCCUGCGUACUUCUAUCUAGAUACCAACUACUUUUAGUGUCAAUAAUUAUUCUACUGCUGCUAAAAAGCCUCACCCUUCUUUUUCUUUUCUUGAAUAGAAGAAAUCUGUUGCUAUUUCCUGUUGCCCUUAUUCUCCAGAAUGAAACUGAGAAAAAUACUUUCUGGUCACAUAGUUAGAAAGAAAAGUGAAACUAUACCUGCCAUACAUCUCUCAUACACCUUACUUGUUUAUAAAAUCAAUCCUAGCAUUUGGCCUUGGAGACUAAGUGUUCAGAUGGGAAAGAGGUUAGGUUGCUCACUUGGUACAAGAUACAACAUGUGGGACAGUGGAAAAAUUAAACUCAUUUUCGUAAGUGGUCCAGUGCUUGGGCUAGACUUACCUGAAACUAUCAUACAGGGAGAUUCUGCCUUGCAUAUGGUAUUUUAUCACCUACUAUCAAUUGCUUUGUCAUCUGCACAGCUGUUCCUCAGCUGACUGUUUUCUGGCCGCUGGAUGGGCAGUAGUCAGGACUACCGGGUCUAGAAAGUUCCACAGGUUUUCCACCGUGAUGCAACAGUUGAUCACCAUGAUGUGAUUUAUGGCAUAUCAACUUCAGAUGAGAACCUGCCAAGUCAGACAUCUGCCUGUUUGCAGUGAACUCAGUGUGCCUCAGAACACAUUGAGGAGAGGGCAGAUGCCAUCCUGAAGGUCUCUUGAGUUAAUUCUGCUUCUCUAAACCACCGAGACAUCCAGCUAUCAAGAGGACAAAUAAAUAUUUGGGAAAAAAUAGUUGGUCUCCUACAAAAAAAACUUAAGGUAGAAUUUUGUUGCACAUUAUCUGUAAGCUUCUGUAGAAUUUGUGUUUAUAUUACCUGGUUGUCAGGAAACUGGCAUAGAAUGUUCCUUUUAUCUCAGUGCAUCUGAUUUAGGACUCCAUAAGAGAUUUACAUCUUUUCAGUUCCUCGUGCAACUAUAUCAUCUUGUAUAUUUGAAAGAUCAAAUAUCUGAAAUAUGUUCUUGUUGCUUAUUUUUCUGGCUUCCAUUUCUGUAAUAAUCUUUAAUUUGGGUUUAAUGCAAGUCUGUUUAUAUUACACACCUAAUUGUGUUUGCCUGUGUCACAGCCAGGUUUAGGCUCGAGCUUGAAGGAUUUUUCUGUCUGCUUCAGACACUUGCAAAAGUACUGAAAUAAGAAGUUACAGACCUUUGAAACUGGGGGCUGUAUUAUACCUCAGAAUUGUUCCGUACUUAUGCUGAAACAUUAUUCUUUUGAUUAGUUUCCUUCAGCAUCCUCCUUGUCUUUAUUGCUUGUUUGAUGCUGCCCUUAACAGCAGCUGCCAGAAUAAGGAGGGAUAUCUGUUUGUAACACAGACACGUCUCAGAUAACUAAACCCAAGCAAUUUUGAUCAGUCUCCUGUUUGUCCACAUCAGAUCACAUCAUGACACGUUUGGGACCGCAGGCUGCAGAGAUGGUGCAUGUGAGGCUCACAGACAGGUGUCCAGGCCAUGGCCUGGCCUAGUGUUGUCCUGCCCACUGACAUGUGUAUUAUAGCGUGUGCGGGAUUCAGAGAAGAGCUUAAUACUGUUAACAAGCCUCUUGGGCAACUUCCAUCUGCAAGCCAGGCAUCCCAGCUGUCCAAAUUUUGCUUUCCAGCCCAUGAAAGCUUUCCAGCCUCUGGAUGCAAUCCACUCCAGGGGCCCAGUCAGUGCUGGCCAUCACGUGUGAUACCAAACACACUGUAGGAAGUGCUAAAUAAUGCUGUUUUUUUAAAAAAAAAAAAAAAAUACAAAGUAAGAUAGAUACAAUUCAAAUAAUUUGAGGUUAUUUACUGCAUAAUCUCAAAUCAAGAACAACAUGCUCAGAAACCUCCUGCAGUGUUUUCUUAUUUCUAAUGUUCUUCCGUCUUUUCCCAUUACUUCAACUCUGUAGCAAAGACAGCAAUUUGUUUUCCAAUAUCUUUUGAAUGAAGUGUCUCAAUCUUGCUGGAAAAGCUUGGGAAGAUCUGUAAGGAUUUUUAGCUAACCAACUAAUACAGCUGGGAAAAAGAAAAAUAAAAUAAAGGUAAAAAGAUACAUAGACUCUUUGAGAUGUUAAAAGCAGCAAAUUUCAAGCUGAGUGUGGAUCGGUUGUUCUCAGUUUAAUAUAAUAGUCUUAAUGUGUGCAAAAGGACAGUGUGACUGGCAGCUCGGAAGCAGAGGGGCAGAAGACGUGUCAGCAAAGUGAGGAACAACAACAUCAUUUGUUACUCCUGGAGUGAGAGGCUUGAACAAAAAGUUGUGAGCAAAGAAUCCCUUACAUCUCUCUUUUUUUAUUAUUUCUACAUCUACAAAGUGCAUGCAUAGUGCUAUUUACACAUAUGUUUUACACUUACGUGGUGAGAAUCAGCUAGGUAUGCCUGUGCUCUGUCUUGAACACUCAGUAAAUGCUCUGAUUACCAAUUUCUCACGUAACAGCUGCACCAAAUUUGGUGAAAUCGUAAUGUCCAAAAGGCAUCUGCCCUUUUCCAUAAACUCAUGCAAGCCUGGCAAUGUUCAGCAGGGUGCUUCAAAUGUAGAUGCAAAAUGUUUCAGUCAUUCAUACUUAUACGAGCAGUACUGCAAAAACAGAUGUCUCUGGACCUGAAUUCAAGGGGGAAAUACUCCAUAUGAAAACAUUAUGUAUAUCACAUAAUUUUAAAUUCAGCUGAUGCCACAAUCCUUUGUAAAUCUGAUAAUAUCUAAUUACUUAUGGCAAAUGAAAGCACCAUGUACAGGAGCAUUACAAGGUGCUCUGGAAAUGCAGACAGACCUUUAGAAGCUACUGAUACUAAAGUAGUAUUUAUUGUCUUUGCCUGUUUAUGGACCAAUUAAUAACCCAGUUAUGCUCUUCAUUCCUAUAUAGAAAUAAAUAUAAUCUCCCCUUCUGCUAACCUACGUUUUUUUUUCUGCUCCAUGUGUUUCAGUCAUUGUAUCUGACAAAAGCGGAACUCUAAUUCAGAGUAAUUCCUUUUUUCAACAUGUGUGUGCAUGCACACAUAUACAUCUGCUCACACCUGCUCUGUCUGCUUUUAAAUGCAAACUCUAGAGUGCUCUGGAGUAAGAAGUUAUGAGAAUAAAGCAAGGACAACUUGUUCACCUCUCUGCCCUUUU
This is a messenger RNA of Columba livia (rock pigeon), 4447 nucleotides long. RefSeq names its product bone marrow stromal cell antigen 1 (gene BST1). Gene Ontology annotation, molecular function: phosphorus-oxygen lyase activity; NAD+ nucleosidase activity. The transcript is spliced from 10 exons. NCBI's taxonomy places the organism in Eukaryota, Metazoa, Chordata, Aves, Columbiformes, Columbidae. Gene Ontology annotation, cellular component: plasma membrane. Gene Ontology annotation, biological process: positive regulation of B cell proliferation. The record is from RefSeq and is a predicted model, not a curated record. The coding region runs from base 208 to 1110 and encodes 300 amino acids.